AUGGUGUGGAACGCUCAAGGAGCCGGGAGUCGUGAGUUCGUGUCUGUAUUGAAAGAACUCAUCCGUACCCACAAACCUAUGGUCUAUGCACUAGUUGAGACUCACAUGGGAGGUGAGCAAGCCUUACACAUUGCAACUGCAACAGGCUAUGAUGGAAACACCCGAGUUGAUGCCCAGGGAUUCAGUGGGGGAAUAUGGGUAUACUGGAAAAAGAACUUAGUCACUGUUGAUCCUAUAGUGCAACACAACCAAUUCAUAACCAUGGAGAUCACACGAAUUGGAGAAGAACCAUGGUACUUGUCGGCUAUCUAUGCGAGCCCAGACCCAACACGACGACAAGAUCUUUGGCGUGAACUAGAAAACUUCGCCCAAUCUAAUGAUAAACCAUGGCUCCUAGCAAGAGAUUUCAACGAGACACGGUUUGGGUGGGAGAGAAGUUCAAGUUGUUCUGAGACCUCGAGGCGUAGCAGACGCUUCAACCACUGGAUAGAAAACAAUCAGCUACUAGAAAUCGAGUUUUCUGGUCCUUCCCACACUUGGGCUAGAGGAAACUCAGUCACCACCAGGCAGAGUGCAAGAUUAGAUAGAGCGCUCUGCAACACAGAAUGGGGACUACGAUUCGAUUCAGGUGGAGUAAAGCACUUACCUGCACUUCAAUCAGACCAUUGCCCUUUGUUGAUUUCAUCCAAUGGUUUUGCUCCCCUGUCAGCUUUGAACCGACCUUUCAGAUUCUAG
Molecule: messenger RNA, 735 nt
Organism: Spinacia oleracea (spinach)
Lineage: Eukaryota; Viridiplantae; Streptophyta; Magnoliopsida; Caryophyllales; Amaranthaceae
Exons: 1
Coding region: 1-735 (244 amino acids)
Molecular function (GO): catalytic activity
Source: RefSeq, a predicted model, not a curated record